GAGGUCGGCCGCGUCGACCAAGGGCAUGCGCCGGGUGCUGGCCGCGCUGCAGCUAGAAGACCACGACGGGCAGAUGCCCUCCGGAGCGCCGGCCGUGGCGGCGUACAAGUUCCAGGGGAGCAUGAUCCUGGACAUGCUGAAGUCCCUGCAGGACCGGUUCCGGAGAGAGAUCGGCGAGUUGGAGAAAGCGGAGAUGAACAGCGCGCAUGCGUACUCCAUGGAGAAGCUUCACACCGAGAACCUGCUCGAGAACCUGAAGGCGGAGCGCCAGGAGCUCGCUGAGCGCAAGGCCGCGGUCACCGCACGGCUUGCCGCCGCCAGGGGCGAGCUGGCGGAGACCGAGAAAAACCUCGCGGCUGACAGGGCCUUCCUCGCCGACUUCGAGGCGACCUUCAAGGUGAAGAACGCCACCUUUG
Prorocentrum cordatum is the source of this 416-nucleotide messenger RNA. The record is from the annotation of a GenBank genome assembly. Lineage: Eukaryota; Dinophyceae; Prorocentrales; Prorocentraceae.